Harmonia axyridis is the source of this 3577-nucleotide messenger RNA. RefSeq lists its product as uncharacterized. Gene Ontology annotation, cellular component: nucleus; cytoplasm. Gene Ontology annotation, biological process: regulation of DNA repair; ATP generation from poly-ADP-D-ribose; nucleotide-sugar metabolic process. The coding region runs from base 312 to 2972 and encodes 886 amino acids. Lineage: Eukaryota; Metazoa; Arthropoda; Insecta; Coleoptera; Coccinellidae. The transcript is spliced from 12 exons. Gene Ontology annotation, molecular function: poly(ADP-ribose) glycohydrolase activity. The record is from RefSeq and is a predicted model, not a curated record.
CACAGCUGAUAGACGUCGGCCGUCGGGACGCUUCGUUCCUCGCGUGUAUUUUUAGAGCGCCUGCCCGCAAACCCGUGAAGGAUGAAGUUUCACCAUGGAAAAGUGACCCGAUUGAUGAUUUAAUUGAAUUAACAUCAAACCGGCAACAAAAGAUGUCUCGAUAUGGUUUUUAGUGGUGUUAAAAGAGCAUCGUCCAAUCACCAAAGUGGGUUUUCUAUCGGCGUCCAGUUCAAAUUCGAUUAUGUUUCUAAAAAUAGCGCAAAAUCCGAUACCGUUUUGAAUUUCAGUUAGAUAAGGAACAAUUCUAUAAGAUGGCGCUGGUUAUGCUACCCUGUGAUUUACCAUGGUGGGAAAAAGUGAAACAGUACCUUUUACGUAUAGGAAAGAUCAAAGAUCCUGGAGGCCUCAUAAACGAAAUGGAAAAAAUUUACGAAUUAUGCAACAUAAGUCUCGAUCCGGAUGAUGAGAAUUCCGAACCAAACCUAUUCCAAGGAUUGAAGGAGUUUUUAGAAAAUGACCUGUCCAAUGAAGAGAGGAACAAUUUUUUCAAUAGAACUCUUCCGAAUAUGGUGAAUAGAGCCUUGAAGUUGAAGGAGUACAAGCCCAAAGGUGGACUGCAUUUCAGUCUUCAGCAACAGCCUGAUUUCACUGAACUGGAUUAUGAUUUUGUUUCUUCCCUGAUUGCAAAUGCGUUUUUUUCUACAUUUCCCCGAAGAACAAAUAAGAGUCACCCGACCUUGAGGAAUUUCAAUUUUUCUAACUUUUUCGAAAGCUUAGACUUGACUUCACAAAAAUCGAAACUUGAAGGUAUCUUGCACUAUUUUGAUUGGCUGGAAAAGAAAGAAAACUGUAUGGGGAGGAUUAAGAUAAUGCGACAGGUUAUGAGUGGUAAAGAAUGGCUCACAAUUGAAGACUGGUUAGAAUGUAGCUUACCUCUGUGUUCAGUACAAAUAAAACAUGAUGGAAAAUUGGAAAGAGCUGAGGCAAAUGCCUUGAAAAUCUGUUUUUCCAGUUCGAAGAUAGGCGAAAAUGUCCUUAAUAAGGGUGCUUCACAGGAAAGUAUAAACUUAAUAACAUUUCCCGAAAUUUUAUCUACACUACUAAAUGUGGAAUCACUAGAAGAUAAUGAAGUUUUGACCAUUGAAAAUGUAAGACAUAUUACAAGGAUAAACGAUCCGAAGAACAAGGCCUCUUUAGAAAAAUUGGAAUAUCCAUACACGACUUCGGUUUGCUGCAUGGACGCAGAUGACUAUACCAAACUACCCAUAGGCCAAUACGAAGAGGACAACAUCCUGAGGGAAUUGAACAAGUGCCUUUUAGCCUUUCAACAACGACAAAACAACACCAACAACAACACCAUUAUAUCGAACGUGCAACCGUCCAAUCCACACAAACAACGGCGUCUAUCUCCCAUAGGGGAAUCCAAAAGGUUGACCAAAGAAAAACGAAACAUGGUCCCUCUGAUUACAGAACAGUCUUGCAGUACGACCAAGAGCGAUUCUUCCUCCGUAAUCGACAACAACAAUAUUUGCAAUAAUAGGUUGCAAGUGCAGAAUAACGUUGAUAGAAACGCAGUUAAGAAGGUAGGCGCCAACUCAGAGCUGGUACAUAAUAGGAGAGGGAGGUUUAUAGUGUUGGGUAGCUCUGGGGAAUGUCUUCCUGUCACCAGGAGGCCAUUGGAGACCAUGAGGACGAUCUACUCUAGUUUUGACUCCAGUGACGAGGAGUUUCAUAGCGCUCAAACCAGUCUAGAAGGUAGCGAAGAAGAAAGCUUCAACUUGAAAUACAGUAUAGACCUAGACACUUCCGAAAGAAGACACCACUUUGCAAAGAAACUCAAGAACGAUCUUAAAACAGACGCGCCACUAGAGUCAUCGAGUUCUUCUUCUUCCUACGACUCGAGCUUCGCAGUCGGAAUUUCUGUGACCGGUUCUGGAGUACGUGACGAAAACAUUAAGGUUCGAAGGGAAGGCUCUACAGGUUUCGCUCUGAGGGAGGACUCGUUGGACGAGUGCUUCCUGCAGGAUUCGCUACAGCAGGAGAAGAAAUGGAUAGACAAAUUCAAAAAUAAACAUUCUGUUUCUAACAAGAGGGAAUCGAACAGGUCGUCGGAAUACAGUUUCAGUUCAGAGUAUAGUUCCGAAUUGGAAGAACUAUACGAACAGUUUUCCAAGUGGCUAGAAGAUCCAAUACUAGAAACGGAAAGAGGAACAAAAAAAGAACUGGAUAACCGGGAACUGGCUGUUGUCAAGUUCGCAGGAUCUCUUCUGAAACGAACCUUGAGCGAAUCCUUCGCUGGUGUGCCUGUCCCCUUGACCGAGGAGAUCGCAACAGCAUCGUCCAACGCCAAAUCGAACCAGUCGAAAACUCCCAACAGGAACAAACUGGUUCUGAACGCAAAAUCCUUGAGCUUGGAACUGGCCAGACAUAAGCACAGACUCGCCGCUCAGUUGAUCGAACAUAAGGCUCCAAGGACAAAGGAUGCCCCUGAUCUGUUGCAUAACGACACUACGAAACAUACAACGAACGAAAAACGUAAAGUUUGGUUUGUAACUUACGAUAUUGAACCUGUGGUUCAAACUUUAGAAGCUGUUAGUGUCAAAAUAACACUGCCAAAGGCAUCGAAAAAAGAUAAGAUGUCUCAAAUAGCGCAAGUACCAAGUGGAGGCCUCCGCCCAAUAGCCACAGGAAACUGGGGAUGUGGUUCUUCUCGAAAGGGAGAUGUACAAAUAAAAGUUAUAAUUCAGUGGUUAGCGGCAAGUGUGGCUGGGGUACCAUCCCUGAUCUACUUCACUUGCGGACAUCAGCAAAUGUCGAAAUUGGACACAGUGUGCAGAAUACUUUUAGAUAGGAAGUGGUGCGUCAAAGAUUUGACAAAGGCAAUUUUAAAAUACUCAAACCAUGUUUUACACGGUAGAGAAAUUAGUGGAAAUUUAUUCCAAGAAUUAAUAAGUCAUGAUAGGAGCUCAUGAGAAGUUUUAUAUUUUUUAAGGUAUUCUUGUGUUUGUAAAAUAAUUUUAAGGGACAAGAGUGCUAUGCAAUUAGUGAUUAUGCAGGUAUUUGAUACCUUCAUUUUAACUGUGUAAAGAAUUUUUUUUUUAAAUAAAUAACUUCCUCUAAGACUAUCAAAUGCUUCAUGCGGUAAAAAUUUAUUAAUUAGAAUAAGGAAUUACUGGAAUGUAAAAGAAUAUUUAUGUACUUGUUACCAUUUCUCAACUUCCAACUCUUUCGCAAUAGAAAACUGAAUGUUUUCAAUGAGUUUUUAUAAAUUUUUUCUGUUUUUCCAGUGAAAAAAUCAUAAGGCACCCUGAUUACAUAUCAAAAAUUUCAAAGUUACAAGACUGAAUAACAAGCCAUACCAUAUUAAUUAAACAAUUUCUUUCCGCAUGUUCUAUACACAACAAAAAUUUUCACUGAAGAAUACCGUAGAUAUGCAUAUAACAAUGUAUUCAUUAAUUCCACCAACAAAAUGUAAAGAUGAAUAAUCUAAAAUGUGAUGCAUUAUUUUUUUGACACCACUAAAAUAUCUAGAAAUACUGAUGUAUCCACUCACUCUUUAAAACGUUAGAAAUAAAAC